AUGACCUCGUCGAAAGCCCUCUUUACGCCUACCCUUACGGCAAACUUGUCAAAUGCAGCCAGGAAAGGCUUAUUCUCAUCGACUGCCACCGCUGCGGGUCUGAGGACCAGCUGUGCAGCCAUCAGACCAUUCGAUGCGCAGUCAAAACGGAACUUCUCCAUCUCACACAAAGCACAGCUCGAAUUCUUCCCCCCAUCCAAGAACCUCCCUCACAUCAAACUGACUCCUCCACCAUGGCCUCAUCCAGUUGCAACAGAAGAACAACUUAAAAAGAUCGAGAUUGCUCACAGAGAUGUGCGAGGUGCCUCAGACUGGUUUGCAUAUAACACGGUACGCUUCCUACGAUGGGGCACCGAUCUUGUCACUGGUUACCGCCACGAUCCCAACAAACCCUACGUGAUGAGCGAGAGGAAAUGGCUCGUCCGUUUUAUUUUCCUUGAGACUGUGGCUGGUGUACCAGGAAUGGUGGCAGGGAUGCUCCGCCAUCUACGAAGUCUACGGGCCAUGAAAAGAGACAAUGGAUGGAUUGAGACCAUGCUUGAAGACGCAUACAACGAGCGGAUGCACCUCCUGACAUUCCUGAAAAUGGCCGAACCUGGAAUGUUUAUGAAAUUGAUGAUUCUCGGUGCCCAGGGUGUCUUCUGCAACGCCUUCUUCGUCGCAUACCUUUUGUCUCCAAAGACAUGCCACCGCUUUGUGGGUUAUCUAGAAGAGGAGGCGACCAAGACAUACACCUAUGCCAUUGAAGAUCUUGAGAGUGGCAAACUGCCAGGCUGGGAGAAGCUCGAGGCUCCGGAAAUUGCCGUCAAGUACUGGAACAUGCCGGAAGGGAAAAGGACGAUGAAAGAUCUCCUCUACUACGUCCGGGCUGACGAGGCAAAGCACCGAGAGAUCCAUCACACUUUGGGCAACCUCAACCAGGCCGAAGAUCCCAACCCGUUUGCCUCCGAGUACAAAGAUCCUUCCAAACCGCACCCUGGCAGAGGCAUUGAGCACAUCAAGUCGAAAGGCUGGGAGCGAGAAGAAGUGAUCUGA
Messenger RNA from Fonsecaea nubica, 1035 nucleotides. RefSeq lists its product as hypothetical. The coding region runs from base 1 to 1035 and encodes 344 amino acids. The record is from RefSeq and is a predicted model, not a curated record. The transcript is spliced from 3 exons. Gene Ontology annotation, molecular function: alternative oxidase activity. NCBI's taxonomy places the organism in Eukaryota, Fungi, Ascomycota, Eurotiomycetes, Chaetothyriales, Herpotrichiellaceae. Gene Ontology annotation, biological process: alternative respiration. Gene Ontology annotation, cellular component: mitochondrion.